CUUUUUUCCACUCUUUCUUCUUCCUUGCUUUCAAAGUCUUCCUUUGCUUCACACAAAAUCCAAAACCUCCGCAGAAGCUCAACUGCUCAUCAAUGGCGGACUCCAUCCCCUGCAAAAAACCCCACUUCCCAUUCUCCGAUCCAAACCCAGAAGCUCACCGAAACCCGAUUCGACACGGUAAGUCCUACACCAUGCACUUUCUCCUUAAAGCUCUAAUCUUUGCCGUUUUCAUCGUUGUUCUUCCACUUUUCCCCUCACAAGCUCCCGAAUUUAUCAACCACACGAUCCUCACCAAGUUCUGGGAGCUCAUUCACGUUAUCUUCGUCGGCAUUGCCGUGUCCUACGGCUUGUUCAGCAGAAGAAAUAGUGCUGAAAUGGGGUUUGAGAAUAGCUCAAAUGUAGGUACUUCUGAGUCUUAUAUGCCUACAAUAUUUCCCGUUUCGUCGAAUUUCGACAGCGGGUAUGAACACCCAUGUGGGUAUGGUGAGAAAAGCGAAGGUGAGAGUUGGAAUUCUGGGUAUUUUGUGGGUAACCCUGUUGCUGCUGUGGCUCAAUCUUGUCAUGAAAGCAAUGUUUUUUAUGCCCAAUGCAAACCCAGUUUGGGGAUUUGUGAAAGUGGGUGUGAAAAUUCAUGUGGGUAUAAAGAGAAAAAUGUUACUCAAGCUAGGAAUUCUCAGUAUUUUCAGGGUGAAUCAAUGGUGUUUGUGGCUCAACCAAAUUAUGGUCUUGAUGAAUGGGGACAACCCAGAUCAAUGGUUGAUAAUCAGCCGUUAGGAUUGCCGGUUCGGAGUUUGAAACCGAGGGUGAAAAACCAGGAUAGUUUUGAGUUUGUUGCUGGGAGUGAGUUCAGUUUAGGUUCUAAGGGCUCUUUUAAUAGCUCUGAUAGGAUUAGUAAUGGGGAUUUUGGUGAUUUGGGUGCUAUAAAUUUAAAACAGAAGUUCAAUGAAGCUGCCGCAUCACCUUCCCCGGUUCAUUGGCGUUCGCGUUCUGCAAGGAUGGAAAGGGGGAAAAGAGUAGGUAGUAAUGCUCGUCCUUUGCGUUUGAGGCCACUCUCAGUUGAUGAAACUCAGUUUGAAUCAAUGAAAACUCGGUCUUUCCAGUCCACAUUGUCCUUUACUUCUGAGUCUUCUUCUCAAACUAGUUCUAUGUCUUCUUCCCCAAAAGAAGACUCUUUCACGCACUCCAUGUCUUCGGAGGUGCUUAACUCGAAGGUGGAGAAUGUGAAGAAAAGAAAGAGUCCUCAUUCUCAAGGGUCGUCUUCUCCUUCAGGAUUUGCAUCAUCACCUCCAAAACCAAUGAACGAAAAAGCUUCAGUGAGUGCGUUGCAUUUGCGGGGCUACAGCAUUGGUUCUUUCCAUGAGGAGGACUUGAGGAGAAGCUCCGAAAAUUAUUUGAAGGAUUUGAGUGGGAGCGGAAGCAGAAGUGGAAGUGGAAACGGAAGCGGAAGUGAGGAGGAGCAAUUGGGAAGCAAAGAGUUGGGGUUUUUUGGGAUUGAAUAUAUGAUGCAAAAUGGAGUAACCAACAUGAAAGAUCUUGGAAAUGGAAAGAGUAAGCAUGAUCUUGGCAAUCCUUUUCACAUGCCGAAGCUAGAAUUUCCGAAACAUGAGAAGAAGGAGAUGCGAGAAGUUCGUGGCAAUGCAGCUGCGGAGUCUGAAGAAGAAGAGCCGGAAAGUGAGGCAGAAAACUUUCAAUUGAGCUCGGAUGAUGAACGUGAAGAUGAUGCUCUUGCCGCCGCUGCUGCGGCUACAAGUAGCAACUCUCUGAAUGUUGGAGGAGCAGACUCAGAGGUUGAUAAGAAGGCGGGCGAGUUCAUAGCGAAAUUUAGAGAGCAGAUUAGGCUUCAAAAAGUGGCAUCAAAGGACAGAUCAAGAGGGCAACACAUCUCUGCUAAUUCCUUCGGGCGAUGAUCAUAUAAUUAUGAAUUAUGAUGCUCAAAGUAUUUCUAUUUAUUUGUUUUAUACAUUUAAUAAACAUUUGGUGUCUGUUGUACCAGGGAGAUGUUUAGAAAGCAUUUUCAGUCAUACAAUUUUACUACGGUUGGUGUUAUAUUUUGGAAAGAGCAAUGCUAGGGAGAUCCAAUUGGCUUCAUUUUUCAAUUUCGCGUGGCAUCCAAUUAUGAAUUAUACAAAAUGAAUAAGGUUGAUAUUUA
This is a messenger RNA of Malus domestica (apple), 2149 nucleotides long. The record is from RefSeq and is a predicted model, not a curated record. NCBI's taxonomy places the organism in Eukaryota, Viridiplantae, Streptophyta, Magnoliopsida, Rosales, Rosaceae.